This is a messenger RNA of Entrophospora sp. SA101, 397 nucleotides long. Lineage: Eukaryota; Fungi; Glomeromycota; Glomeromycetes; Entrophosporales; Entrophosporaceae. The record is from the annotation of a GenBank genome assembly.
UGCAUUUUUUGAGAGUAUUGUAGGUGUUGGAACCUUUAUAGGAGGGUGUGGUUUAGAAGAAUACAUUCUGCCAUUAAUGAUUCAAUCAUUGUCUGACACUGAAGAAUUUGUUGUAGAAAAAGUUCUUAAUUCACUCACAAGUCUUGCUGAAUUAAGAUUAUUUCAAAAAAUGAAAUUAUGGGAUUUGGUAGCAAUUGUUGCACCUUUAUUAUGUCAUCCUGGGAUUUGGAUUAGAUAUGGUGCUAUUGGUUUUAUUGCGUCUGUGGCUAAACUUUUACCACAAACUGAUAUUUGGUGCAUAAUAUAUCCAAUAAUAAGACAAUUUUUACAGGCUGAUAUUGUUGAAAUAACAGAAAUGCAUUUAUUGGAAAAUGUUAAAAAACCAGAUAAAUACUGA